AUGACCACCAACCGCGCCAACAAAGCAGGACCAUUCAAACACUCUGGCCUCUUCAUCAAAGAGCUCCAGGCUGAUGGUGGUACCGGCCGCAUGAAGCAGCAACUACAGCACAUCGUACCGAACGCCACCGAACGCUUUCACGAUGCACUAGACGAGCUCGAGAACGAGGUACGCCUCGCACAGGCAGUAAUACGCAGGGACAUGGCAUUGCUGAAGCAAGACCGUAAGAAGAAGGAGGCGGCCGCGAAACAACAAGAGGUGGAGAAGGCGCGACUGGCCGCUGAGACGAGAGCUGCCCCUGCUGUUCAGGAAGUAGCACUCGUCAAGGUAGAAAAGACAGUCACGCCCGCACCGCCUGAACCUGUCGUCAUGCAAGAAGCGCCUGAGCCAGCAAAAGCAAAGGAGCCCGAGCCCGAACCCGAAGCUGCAGUCAAGCGAGAGGUCGAAGAUACAAAGGCACCACCGCCGCCCAUCGAGACAAGCAUCGAGCCGCCAAAAGAUCCGCUUUUCGAUGCCACACCCACAACUGGCAAUCAUCAGGAAUCCGAGUUUGACUUUGAUGCCAUGUUUGGUGAUCACAUGGAUGAAACCAGCGACAACAACGCGCACGAUAUGAUGGAUACCACCGACGACAUCCAUUUCAACCUCGACGACGGCAAUGAUGAACCUUCACUACUGCGCGGUCUCGAGGACUUUGCAAAGGACAGCGUCGAUGACAAUGCGAAUCAAACCUCGAACAUGGAUAUUGAUUUUACCAUGCCUGAUCUCCCAGGCCUCAAUCUGAGCACCGACAGCAAGACGAACAUGAACACAGAUAUGCACAGGAACGUGACUGCCAAACCCCCACCAGAGCCAGAGCCAGAGCCAGCGCCGAAACCCGAAGAACCAAAACCCGCAGCUCAGCCGCCACCUGAAGAGAAGAAGGAAGAAACAAGUACCAAUGACGACAUGAUGGGUACCAUGGCUACUGAUGACCUCGAAGACCUUUUCAACAUGGACGAAUACGAAAAUCCUGAGCAGUCAUCCUUUGACGAUGCAUUCUUCAACUUUGACCAAUAA
Pyrenophora tritici-repentis Pt-1C-BFP is the source of this 1059-nucleotide messenger RNA. The record is from RefSeq and is a predicted model, not a curated record. Lineage: Eukaryota; Fungi; Ascomycota; Dothideomycetes; Pleosporales; Pleosporaceae.